AUGACAUCUAACAAUCAUUCAAUUUUAUCUAAACUUUUAACAAAGUCAACAUUUACAACGUCAAGUGUUAACCAAACUUUGUCAUAUCUUGAUGAUAAAGAUAUAUCUGGAAUUGAUGAUUUAUUUAUCGAGUUGAACUAUGAUAAAUACGUAUUUUUUGCCAUUGCAUCGGCUUUAUUUGGAUUACCAGGUAAUAUUUUAUUACUUGUUAUAUUGAUUAAAAUUAGUUUUAAUCGUGGUCGAAAUCGUCUUUCAUCAGGCUCAUUUGAACGUUUUUUAUUUGAAAUUGUUCUAAUUGAUACAUUAUUAAUUAUUUAUCAUUUUGUUGAUAAUUUUUUAAGUUAUAUCGAUGGUGAACGUUCUGCCGGCCAACAUUAUCUCAUUCAUAUAUCCGAUUUUUGUUGUAAAUUUUUCACUUAUAUAGCAAAAAUGAGUGUAUUACUAACAACUUGGUUACUAUUAUUCUUAAUUAUUAAUCGUAUUAUACUAACUGAACAAUCAUGUUGGAACAGAAAAUGUAUUCAUUUUGUUAAUGCAAAAUAUACAACCGUUUUUCUAAUAUUUAUAUUUUCUGUCUACAAUAUUUAUCCGAUCGAAGUGUUAAAAUAUCAAAAAAAAAUAGAUUUACAAGAUUAUCAGCCAGGUGCUGAUGGUGUAUGUUCAACAACUGCUAUGGAAGGCAAAUCAAAACGUAUGUUAAAAGUGACAAAUUAUGGAUAUAAUUUACUUGGUAUCGCAUUUCCAUGUAUUCUCAUUCUAUUUUUGAGUGGAUUUCUCAUUUGUCGUACAGCAUCAAUCAAAAAACAUAGAAUAGAAAAAAAAAUGGGUGUUAAAAGUGAUUCAAAUAACACUGUCAAUGAAAUGCAACCAUCUGAUCAUAUUUCGUCUCAUUAUUGUAUAUUAUCGUGUUAUAUCGCCGCUAUUCUCGGCAUACUUCACGCUCUAUUCAAUUUGCCCGCUCGACUAAGUGAUACUUUAUUGAUGUCAUUAUCACCCUAUUCAAAACAAUAUGUUCAUUUGAUGAAUUUUAGCCAUCAAGCACAAUCAUUCAUUUCAUUAAGUUAUACCUACAAAUGUUUUGUAUGUAUUUUGAUAAGUCAACGUUUUCGAUCACAAGCUAAAAGUGUCAUAUGUUUUCUUAUCGAAAAUAAAUAUGAUCAACAAUCAUUAAUAUUGAAAAAUCAUCCUUUAAACAACAAAUUUAUUUCACAGAGAACCACACAACGACAUCAACAGGAUACACCAAUCAUUGAUUGUCCUAUAGUCAAACCGGAACAAGUAACUAUUAGAUUUUCAAAAACGAGUAUUUGUUGUGAAGAUGAUCGAGAAAGAGUACCUCACAAACAAGUUAUCGUACAAUCGAAUCAAUUUAAUUCCAAAGUAAAUAGAGAUAUUAGUCAUACAAAUGAUGAAAAAUUUUUUAUUAUUGAAAAUUAUUCAUGGAAUUCAAGUUGGCUUCGAGCAUUUACAAAAACAUUAUCAGCACAAUAUAAAGAUAAACAGAAAAAUAAACAUCGUACAGCAUUAACACGUUCAAAUAGCUGUCAACCAUUUAUCUAUACCAGACCAAAUGUUCAAAUGUCGCCAGUCGACAAUGAAAAUGUUAGUCUUAUCAGCUCGAUAAACGAUGAUAUUGAAGUAUCGACGAGUAUGGGCAAUCCUACAUUACCAAAUAAACAAUGUAUGUUGAAUAAACAAACAACGAAUUCAACUUGUAUCCAAUCACAAACAAGCACGGAUUUAUCGUAUUUUUCUCUACCAUAUGGUAGUAAAACACAAGCAAAUUUACCUAUGCCAAACAAUCGAGCUCCAUAUCGAAAUAAUUCAACAAAAAACACAAGACUUCGACAAACACCAAAGACAAAUGAUGACAUUCUAACCAAUCCUCAUAGCAUACAAAAUUUUCUGUCUUUUUCAUAUGCACUGUGUAAUAAUAAUUAUUAA
Messenger RNA from Didymodactylos carnosus, 1944 nucleotides. Lineage: Eukaryota; Metazoa; Rotifera; Eurotatoria; Philodinida; Philodinidae. The record is from the annotation of a GenBank genome assembly.